Molecule: messenger RNA, 806 nt
Organism: Aplosporella prunicola CBS 121167
Lineage: Eukaryota; Fungi; Ascomycota; Dothideomycetes; Botryosphaeriales; Aplosporellaceae
Exons: 1
Coding region: 159-581 (140 amino acids)
Source: RefSeq, a predicted model, not a curated record
AUGCCGGCUAAUCUCUCCUUUGCAACGACUGGUAUGAUAUGAUCACACCUGCUUUCCUUGGGCUUGCUGACAACUACACCUGCUUUUCUGUAGGCUUACUGACGACUUCAUCCCCUUUCCCUGAUCACAACUAAUACCGGGCUGGUUUUCCCUUUGCGAUGGCCGGUAUGAUACGAUCACCCUUCCUUUUCCUUGGCUUGCUAAUGACUACACUUGCUUUCUACAGGCUUUCCCACGACUGCACCAGCUUCACGACUAUACCCGAUUCCCACGACUGUACGAGCUUUACACGACUAUACCCGAUUCCCACAACUGCACGAGCUUUACACGACUGCACGAACUUCACACGACUGCAUCCAAUUCCCCACAAUGACACCUGCGUUUCCCCAUGCUUGCUUGCUACCAAACAAGCUCAGCUGACAGUAUACCCUAUCCCAUCACUGAACUUUGAGCAACUGAGCACACUUUCGAGUCUCACUCACGCUCGAAGACAUAAUCACAGAAAGCAUCACUCACGUAGAACCCUGAUAAAAAUCCAAAAAAAAAAAAAAAAAACACCUUUCCCCAAAUGCAUUUCCUGAAAGUGAUGUCCCUAGAAUCAUAAUGUGAAAAUUAAAAAACUACGAGGCAGAUUAAAAAGCGAGGUAGAAACUGAAGUCAUCGUAAAAUCUUGGGAGGAUAAAACUUUUAUCAUCUGCUUUUACGUUAGAAUGCAUUGUGAUAGGAUAAUGUAACUUGAAAGAAAAACAACAAUUAUUUUCUGUUCUAAAAAUGAUUUUCUUUCCUUACUGUGCGGAGUUUCAUGG